This is a messenger RNA of Pleuronectes platessa (European plaice), 5584 nucleotides long. RefSeq names its product NACHT, LRR and PYD domains-containing protein 12. The transcript has 12 exons. Gene Ontology annotation, molecular function: protein binding. Bases 488 to 3685 code for a protein of 1065 amino acids. NCBI's taxonomy places the organism in Eukaryota, Metazoa, Chordata, Actinopteri, Pleuronectiformes, Pleuronectidae. The record is from RefSeq and is a predicted model, not a curated record.
CCCUGAGAUGGAUAUGAACUGUGUGAGUGUUUAUCAGUGUGACUCACUGAAGGUCGGGCUCAGUGUUUCCUCCUCGGACCUGCGCUCACUUGACUCUUCAUCACUGAUCACAAGUUACCAGGACACGUUCACUUUGUGUGGGUCUGAUUCUCUAGAGUUCAUGACACACAAGCUGCGACACAACACGAGUCAGGGUGAGUUCCUGUUGCGCAUCCCUCCUGCGCAUCUCCGGGUUGUGUGUGACUUCCUUCUCCUCACAGCGCGCUGCACAUUGUGAGGGCAAAUACACGCUGGGAAUCGAACUGAGUGGUGGUGUUUCAUCCCCUCACCCACACACAGUUACACUGGAUACACUCCCACACACAGUCACGUGAUUUCCAGUAACUGCAGAGAGGGGGAGGAGCUUCCAGUGAAAGUGAAAGUGUUCAGACUGGUUCUAACUUCAAGGAGCAGACGGAGGAGACGUGAAGUCUGAGGCUGACUGAAGAUGAGUGGUUAUGAGAAGGAAGAGGACAGAGCAGAGUCUCCAGGGUUCAGCUGUCUGUCUCUGAAGAGUGACUGGUCCAUGUUUGAGCCUCCAUUCUUCAGUAAUGAACCUGGACCCUCACACACAAAAGGUCAGGACCACAGACUGAGAGCAGAGUCUCCAGGGUCCAGCUGUGUGUCUCUGAAGAGUGACUGGUCCAUGGAUCAUCCUCCAUGCUUCAGUAAUGAACCUGGACCCUCACCCACAGAGGAGAGGAAGAGGAGUCAUGUUUCUGAGGAGGAGCAGUCGUCCUGCUGUGCUUCGUGUCAGGACGUCCUGAAGGAUCCAGUCUCCACCAGCUGUGGACACUGGUUCUGCAGACAGUGCAUCACCUCAUACUGGGACCAGUCUGGUUCUUCAGGAGACUCCUCCUGUCCCCAGUGUGGACAAAGAUCCAGACCAGGAGCUGGAGCAGAUCGUGGUCUGCAGGAGGUUUCAGAUGAACAUAAGCUCAGUGUGAGGAGGAGAUGUGAACAUGUGACUGAAGGAAGUGAUGAAACAGGAAGUAGAACCCUCCUCAACAGGAUCUACACUGAGCUCCACAUCACAGAGGGACAGAGUGAAGAGGUUAAUACUCAACAUGAGGUGAGGCAGCUUGAGACGGCUUCCAAGAAGAAGAUCCUCCAGGACACUCCCAUCAAGGUCCACGACAUCUUUAAAGCCUCCACUGACCAGCAGAGCAGCAUCAGAGUCGUCCUGACCAACGGAGUCGCUGGCGUUGGAAAAACCUUCUCGGUGCAGAAGUUCACUCUGGACUGGGCAGAGGGUUUAGAGAACCAGGAUGUGGGUCUGCUGGCUGUGCUUUCGUUCAGGGAGCUGAACCUGGUGAAGGACCAGCAGCACAGUCUUCUCACGCUGCUCCAUGUUUUCCAUCCAGCGUUACAGAAGCUCACUGCAGAGACGCUCGCUGUCUGUAAACCUUUGUUCAUCUUUGACGGCCUGGAUGAAAGCAGACCUUCUCUGGACUUCAACCACAGGGAGCUUGUGUCUGAGGUCACACAGAGGUCAUCAGUCAACGUGCUGCUGACAAACCUCAUCCGGGGGAAUCUGCUUCCCUCGGCUCUCGUCUGGAUAACCUCCAGACCUGCGGCGGCCAAUCAGAUCCCUCCUGCAUGUGUUGACAGGGUCACAGAAGUACGAGGCUUCACUGAGGCCCAGAAGGAGGAGUACUUCAGGAGGAGGUUCAGUGAUGAAGAGCUGUGCAGCAGAAUCAUCUCACACAUCAAGACGUCCAGGAGCCUCCACAUCAUGUGUCAAAUCCCAGUCUUCUGCUGGAUCAGUGCUACAGUUCUGGAGCACAUGUUGACCACAGACCAGAGAGGAGAGCUGCCCAAGACCCUGACUGACCUGUACUCACACUUCCUGCUGCUUCAGACAAAGAGGAAGAACAACAAGUACGGUGAGGGACAUGAGACGACUCCACAGCAGCUGACGGAGGCUGACAGGGACGUUCUCCUGAAGCUGGGGAGGCUGGCACUUAAACAUCUGGAGGAAGGAAACAUCAUGUUCUACCAAGAAGACCUGGAGCAGUGUGGUCUUAAUGUCACAGAGGCCUCGGUGUACUCAGGAGUUUGUACUGAGAUCUUCAGAAGAGAGUGUGUGAUCUUCCAGAAAUCAGUCUACUGCUUUGUUCAUCUGAGCGUUCAAGAGUUUCUGGCUGCAGUCUACAUGUUCCACUGUUACACCAAGAGGAACAUUAAAGAACUCAACAAGUUCUUGGGAAUGCGUAAGAAAACAGACAGUACCUUCUCCCUGGAUGACCUCCUGAAGAGAACCAUGGAGAAAUCCCUCACCAGUACAAAUGGUCAUCUGGACCUGUUUGUUCGCUUCCUUCACGGCCUCAGUCUGGAGUCCAACCAGAGAGUCUUAGGAGGCCUGCUGGGUCGGACAGGGAACAAUCCAGAGAUCAUCCAGAGAGUCAUCAACAACCUGAAGAAGAUGGAGAGUGAUAACAUUUCUCCUGACAGAAGCAUCAACAUCUUCCACUGUCUGACUGAGAUGAACGACCACUCAGUUCAUCAGCAGAUGAAACAGUUCCUGACGUCAGAGAACAGAUCAGAGGAGAAACUCUCUGUCAUCCACUGCUCAGCUCUGGCCUACAUGCUGCAGAUGUCAGAGGAGGUUCUGGAUGAGUUGGACCUGAAGAAGUUCAAUACAUCAGUCCAGGGUCGACUGAGACUGAUCCCAGCUGUGAGGAACUGCAGGAAGGCUAAACUCAGUGAUUGUGGACUCUCAGAGACUCACUGUGAAGUCGUGGCCUCAGCUCUGAAGUCAGACCCCUCACAUCUGAGAGAACUGGAUCUGAGUGGAAACUACAACCUGCAGGACUCAGGAGUGAAGCUGCUGUGUUCUGGACUGGAGAGUCCAAACUGUCGACUGGAGACUCUGAGGUUGGUGGACUGCUAUCUGUCAGAGAUCAGCUGUUCUUCUCUGGCUUCAGCUCUGAGGUCAAACCCCUCUCAUCUGAGAGAACUGGAUCUGAGUGACAACAACCUGCAGGACUCAGGAGUGAAGGAGCUGUGUGGUUUUCUACAGAGUCCAACCUGUCGACUGGAGACUCUGGGGUUGAUUCGCUGCAGUCUGUCAGAGAUCAGCUGUUCUUCUCUGGCUUCAGCUCUGAGGUCAAACCCCUCUCAUCUGAGAGAACUGGAUCUGAGUGACAACAGAGACCUGCAGGACUCAGGAGUGAAGGAGCUGUGUGGUUUUCUACAGAGUCCAACCUGUCGACUGGAGACUCUGGGGUUGUGGAGCUGCAGACUGACAGAGAUCAGCUGUUCUUCUCUGGCUUCAGCUCUGAGGUCAAACCCCUCUCAUCUGAGAGAACUGGAUCUGAGGAACAACGACCUGCAGGACUCAGGAGUGAAGGAGCUGUGUGGUUUUCUACAGAGUCCAACCUGUCGACUGGAGGAUCUGAGGUUGAAGAACUGCAGACUGUCAGAGAUCAGCUGUUCUUCUCUGGCUUCAGCUCUGAGGUCAAACCCCUCUCAUCUGAGAGAACUGGAUCUGAGUGACAACAGAGACCUGCAGGACUCAGGAGUGAAGGAGCUGUGUGGUUUUCUACAGAGUCCAACCUGUCGACUGGAGACUCUGAGGUGGAGCCAAAGAGAACCAACAUCUUCUGAGCAUGUCUCCUUAUGUUUGGAAAGUUCUCCUCCUUAAAAGAAGAGUAAAGAUCCAGCAGUGAUCCUGAUUUAAAAUGCUCUGCCAGUACCGCAUCAGUCUGCAGGUCAAUGAGUUCCAGCUGAACAUCACUGGGUGCAUUAUCCACACUACAGGUAAAGGGAGAGGAAAUCAUGUGCAUUUCAUCCUCGAUCAUUCUGAGAUCUUCCAAUCGCCUUGAAAACUCACCAUGCAGUGCUCCUAGCAUGGAUGAGUACCUGCAAAGAUGAUCAGCUGAUGGUGGGGCUUCUUUCAGGGUUUGCAUGUGAGUGAGAUUGUUGCUCUCCAGUUGGCUUGAAAGAAACUGCAUCCUUCUCAUGAAAGCCUUCACCAGGCUGUGCAUUUCAUUAACAAAUAGGCCCUUGCAGUUUGGUGUUCAGUUCAUUCAUCAGUGAAGUCACAUCAACAGCCAAUGCUAAAUCUGCCAUCCAGUCCUCAUCUGAGAGCUCUGGGAUGUCCUUGCCUUUCUUUUUGCAGAACUCUUGAAUCUCUGCUCUCAGGUCCCAUACUGUUUUUAACAUGUUGCCCAGGCUGAUCCAUCUGAAAGCUGUGUGGUAGCCUCUGUCCCCAUGUUCAGUCUCAUGCUCCUCCAACAGUGCAACCAACUGUCUGUGAUUCAGCUCGUGCCCUAAUGAAGUCAACUGUUUUAGUGACAACUUCAAUAACAUGGUUCAUCUUUAGCACUGACUUGCACAACACAUGCUGGUACAAUGCAAAAAUACCAAUUUCUGAUCUGGUCGAUUUCAGUCACUUUAUCUUGAACACUGUUCAAAAGUCCGACAUCUUUCCCGGUCAGACUUGGACAGCCGUCCGUUGUGACACCUGCCAGUCCGUCCCAUUUCAGACCAGCGUGUUCAUGCAUGCAUCGAACUCCGUGAAUAGAUCGCUCCCUGUCGUUGUCCCUUUCAUUGGCCGCAGUGCUGCCAGCUCCUCCGUAAUCUUGAAGUCCUUUAUCCCACGGACGAAUACGAGUAGCUGGGCUGUGUCACGGACAUCGCAGCUCUUGGUAAAAAGCUGGCCUUGGUUGCUGCAUGCCUGGAUGUGUGAAGCUUGGUAAAGAAGCCUUGCUGCUUUUGUAGCUUAGCUAGUAAAGCUUCCGAUGUCCCGGCCUUUUCAGCAUCAGUCAAGCUUUUGUAUUUCUCUGUGUGCUUCGUCUCGUAAUGUUGUCUCAAAUUGAAAUCCUUAAACACGGCGAUCUGCUCUCCACAAACUAAACACACGGCUUUACCUCCGACUUCAGCAAAUAAAUACUUAGCAGUCCAUUUAUUGUUGAAAACCCUGCAUUCGGCCAGACAUUUCCGAGGGCUAGAGUCGCCUUGUAGUCCACUUGUCCACGUGGAGACUCCUGAACAUGUCCAGCAAGACAUUUAGAGACAUCUAGUGGUGAAGUUACAUAUUACAAUCAACUGAGCCCCGAGGACACGAGGACUUUCAAGCUGGUUUCAGUUAUGAACUCUGUAAAAUAGUGUCUGGACAUUUUCUGGAGUUUGACUUUAACAUAUGAAGAAUGGGUGGAGCAGCAGGAGGCGGAGCCUGUAGAGCAGCAGGAGGCGGAGCCUGUAGAGCCACAGGAGGCGGGACAUGACGUAUAAACUCUGCUGUGGACAGAUCAGUGUUGUUGUUUACAUCUCAUCCACACCGACGUCAGCCCUCAUCACCAGAAGAUCUGGAAUCUCCUCGUGUUUCCAAGUGGACGUCUUCGUCUUCUACGUGUCCGGCUCCUCUUCUUCAUCCUGAGAUGUUUGUGUUCUUCAGGUUUCACGUCCGUCUCACGUGUUUGUGUCCUCAACACGUCCACUCGCUCUCUGUGAAUCCUCUGGACAUUCACCUGCUCUAUUCUCACAUGGACUCACUCAGAAACUUUAUUAGGAGGCUGCAGGACAAGUUCCAGAAAAUGUC